Molecule: messenger RNA, 729 nt
Organism: Lithohypha guttulata
Lineage: Eukaryota; Fungi; Ascomycota; Eurotiomycetes; Chaetothyriales; Trichomeriaceae
Gene: OPI3
Product: Phosphatidyl-N-methylethanolamine N-methyltransferase
Exons: 4
Coding region: 1-729 (242 amino acids)
Biological process (GO): phosphatidylcholine biosynthetic process
Molecular function (GO): S-adenosylmethionine-dependent methyltransferase activity
Source: RefSeq, a predicted model, not a curated record
AUGGACAAGCUUCACAACCUCCUGACUCCCAUCACUGGGGCAGAAAAGAUAGGCUUCAUCGACACGUCCAAACAAUCCUUCUACAUCUCUGCUAUGGCAAUAGCAUUCAAUCCGAUCUUCUGGAACGUCGUGGCACAAACAGGUAAUUACGCCCAGCACUACUCACAUAUCCAUUGCUUCACCCUGGUCGAAGAGCAAACUAACGCAGGCAACCACUCUUCAGAAUACAGGACCCAUUUCCUCACUCGCACCUUCGGCUCUCCCAAACUAGGUUGCUACUUCCUAGCUAUCACAAUCUUUUCCCUCGGUAUUUUCCGCGACUACCUCUACACUGAGGCUCUAGACGAACAGCCAUUCUACCCACCACUCCAUAUGCCAACGACCGGAAUAACUCUUCUCGGUAUCGGUAACCUGCUGGUACUGUCCUCAAUGUACGCCCUCGGCGUUACAGGGACUUACUUGGGUGACUACUUCGGCAUUCUAAUGGACGAACCAGUGACUGGAUUUCCAUUCAAUGUCACUGGCGCGCCCAUGUACUGGGGCAGUACCUGCAGCUUCCUCGGAACGGCACUUUACAAAGGCCGAGCUGCAGGUGUUGUACUCAGUGCUGUAGUGUUUUUCAUGUAUUUGGUAGCAUUACAGUUCGAGGAUCCUUUCACUGCUCAGAUAUAUGCAAAGCGUGACAAAGAAAGAGCCAUUCAAAUUCGUGAAGGCAAGAAGAAGGCUUGA